ACUCUUUGCUAAAUGCAGUUCUUCAUCGCCACUGCUGUCUGCGCCCUCGUGGCUUGCGGUGCCUUCGCCGAGGAAGCCGCUAAGAAGGAAAAGGUCGAAGGGCGCGGAGGCCUUCUGGGUGGUGGUCUCGGAGUCGGCGGCUACGGCGCUGGUCUCGGAGGCGCCGGCAUCGGAGCAGCUGGUCUUGGAGGCGUUGGUCUCGGAGGUGCAGGCAUCGGAGCAGCUGGACUUGGCGGCUACGGAGGUGGACUUGGCGGCUACGGAGGUGGCUACGGCCCGGUAGUUGCUGGCGCUGGUCUCAUCGGAACCGGCGGUCUCGGAUACGGUGGUCUUGGAUACGGCGGUAUUGGAUACGGUCGUCUUGGUGGGUUGGGCUAUGGUAGCGGUCUGGGUUACGGUGGCGGCUACCAGUCUGGAUACGGUGCUUCGGCCGGUGGCCAGCAGGGAGGAUACCAGGGUGGCGCUGCCGGACACAACCAGGGGUCUGCUGGUUUCGCGGGAGGAGCUGCCACGAGGAACGUGAACGCCUACAACAACAACCAGGGGUACAGCCACACCUCAGGAUUCUCUGCCAGUGACAGCAAGGUCUUUGGAACCGGACAGAAGCAGGGAUCUGCUGGAUUCGGAAGUGGAGGCGCUGGUCACCAGGGAGGAUACGGACUGCAGAAUUUCGGACAUACCGCCGGUACCGGCUUCGGUGGAGGAUACCUCGGCUGAA
Molecule: messenger RNA, 718 nt
Organism: Rhipicephalus sanguineus (brown dog tick)
Lineage: Eukaryota; Metazoa; Arthropoda; Arachnida; Ixodida; Ixodidae
Product: acanthoscurrin-2
Exons: 1
Coding region: 13-717 (234 amino acids)
Source: RefSeq, a predicted model, not a curated record